AUGCUUUUGGCCGCAACAAAUAUUAUAGCCUUUUUUAAAAAUUCAACUUAUGAAGUCGAGGAAGAGAUUCAAAAUACUUGUGAACUACGAUCGUGUGUGUUAUUUCCAUAUGUAACUUUGGGCGAUAAAUGUGGUUUGGAUGAAGGUUUUAAUAAAAUUUGUGUUAAUUCUAACGCAGUAUGUUCUCAAGGCCUAGACGGAAUUAUGAGUUGUGUGUGUGAUAGAAAUUAUACUAACAUAGAUGGACAGUGUGAGAAUGUACCAAGCAAAUUAUUCGUGAAAGAUUUUGUUAAUGAAACUAUUACACAGGGUGAAAACAUAACGAUAGAUUAUGAAUUAACAGUUCUAACCUUGAAUAAUAUUCAGAUUGACACCAUACCCAAUAUAUCAAAUAACUUUAAGUAUGAUAGUUCCAAUGGAGAACUUAAAGUGUGGAUUUUUAACACUCGAAAUCUAUUAUUAGAGAAUUUUAUGAUUCGAAUGAGGGCUGUAUACGGUGAUGUUGAAGUUCAAGAUUCGACACUGGUACAUUUACAUACUAUAAAACCAGAUAUUGAAGAAUGUACAACAGUUUUUCCACAACAAGAAGUCACAAAUGUCACAUUGGGCGAUGAGUGUAGUUUUGAUAAUGAUAUUUAUAAAAUCUGUAUUGAUCCCGACACAGUCUGCUCUAAAACAGAAGGAAAAUGUAAAUGUGAUAGAAACCAUGCUGAAAUAGACGGACAAUGUGUGGAACUACCAGAUAAGUUAUUUAGUAACAAGUAUGAAUACCAAGUUAUUCUUGCCAAUAUAGAGCCCAAUAAAGCUUUGACAUUAUCAUAUUAUGUUCCUGGAAAUCGUACGCUGCACUGUAUGGAAUCCAGGUUCUUUAUUGGAUUGUCCGCUGGCGAAUACAACCAGUCUGGACCCUCGACAGAAAGACUGUAA
Molecule: messenger RNA, 927 nt
Organism: Lottia gigantea (owl limpet)
Lineage: Eukaryota; Metazoa; Mollusca; Gastropoda; Lottiidae
Exons: 6
Coding region: 1-927 (308 amino acids)
Source: RefSeq, a predicted model, not a curated record